Coregonus sp. 'balchen' is the source of this 7250-nucleotide messenger RNA. The record is from the annotation of a GenBank genome assembly. Lineage: Eukaryota; Metazoa; Chordata; Actinopteri; Salmoniformes; Salmonidae.
GCCUGACCUGCGCACUGAAUAGCUAGCUAUUCCUCCCACUAGUAUUAGUAACAAUACUCAGCAGCAAACGUGCUAAUGUAAAUGUUAUGCAACGAAGUCGUUCGAAACGCAAGGGUAAGUACAAUUCAAGUUUGGUUUUAGAUGGACCGUGGGCAUAGCAUACUCGCCUAGUACAGGGCAGGGGCUAACGGUAGCCUAGCCAAUACCCCGGCUAUCGUAGUUGGCUAGCUAGUUAGCCAGUGAUCUGUUUGUUUCGCUAGCCAGAAACCAAACAUUCGCCCGGUUAAUCAGCUUGCUAGCUAACAGGUCUAUUGUUUACCCAAUAAACUAGGAAACGCUACCUAGCCAGCUAAAGUAUUCUCUUAGUUAACUAAACCAGCUAGCUAACUAGUUGAAAUCGGACCAGCAUCAUUACAUUAUGCAAUUCAGUACCGUUACUACGUGGCAGUGCUAGUGUGACCAAAUUUCACCAUUGGGUUUUUGACGCGUUAGUAUCGAUGUCAUUAGUAAUAAUUACCACUUAGUUUGUAUCUAACGUGUUUUAUUUUAUUUUGUCAAGACCAUGAGCAGAUGGAGAAAUAAUGGUGAGGCUCUGAAGCCAACACCCCCGGUAUCCAGUUUCCCCUUUGAAUGAUUUUCAUCCAGUGAACUAGGACAGUCCACGUCAUGGGAAGGUAGGCUCGACCGACUGAGUAGAGCUACAUUUGGCAACAUAUUUUGCUCUACCCUUUAAUUAUAAUGCUGUGGUCGUCAGUCAUGCAAUGCCGCUAUUAUAUAGACAGUGUAUUUAACCAUACAUACUGAGGUCUCACUUGUCCAUACAGGAUCAGCUUCUCGUGCCUCCCAGCCUCGUGGCACUUCAGCCUGUCACCCCUGGUUCUUCCCCGUCUCCUGCUACCUUCAUUCAGGCAGCUGCUCUUAUUUAGUCUGCUGGUGGGAUUGCUCGGACUGCUUUACCUGUUGCUGGUAACAGGAAAGGGCCAGGACAGCUGGAUCAGAAAGGACAACUACUUCCACAGGCGAGUCACUAGUAGUGGCACAUUAGAAGAUGUCAUUACGUAUUCCUGUAAAGACAAGGAAGAAAAUGUUUGGCUGAAUUUGGCAUAAAAUUGUCAUCUUUUCAUUCACCUCUGAUCACCAGACACUUGGCGAGAGUCACAGAUGUGGAGGCCACCGACACCAGCAAUCCCAACCUGAACUACGGUUUGGUGGUAGACUGCGGUAGCAGUGGCUCCAGGGUGUUUGUGUACUGUUGGCCCCAGCACAAUGGUAAUCCCCAUGAUCUGCUUGACAUACGACAGAUGAGAGACCAGCACAGGAAACCAGUGGUCAUGAAGAUCAAACCAGGUGAGACAUACCUGGUUGCAUACCUGGCUUCUAGUUUAAAGCACUCAUCCAUUCCCCCAAGAAAGACUGAGCCAUGGUCUUAUUACUUUGUGAUGUUAUUUUUUGUAGGCAUCUCAGAGCUAGCAAAAACACCAGAGAAGGCCAGUGAUUACAUCCACCCCCUGCUGAGCUUUGCUGCCCAGCACAUCCCCAAACACAAGCACCAGGAGACCCCUCUGUACAUCCUGUGCACAGCUGGAAUGAGGGUGCUGCCUGACAGGUACACCCCAACUGAGAGUAUUUCUCAUCUUGAGAUGGAAGCUUGCAAGUGUUGUUUUUAUUUUAUUUUAUUACCGCUGUGACCUCCAUGCUAAAAUUGGCUUGUAUACUCCUUUUCAGUCAACAGGAAGCACUUCUGGAGGAUCUACGGACCGAUAUCCCUGUCCAUUUCAACUUCCUCUUUUCUGAUUCCCAUGUGGAGGUCAUUUCUGGCAAGCAGGAAGGUGAGCUAACCUGUUUAGAGUAGCAGGCAAGCUAAACACUGGCCAUUCUGAUGGAGGAUGUCACCAUCUGUGUUGAAAAUGUGUAACACAACAGUAAAAAUACUGGAAUAUAUGAAUAGUCCUUUCUUGUUUUUGGACAGGUGUGUAUGCAUGGAUUGGAAUCAACUUUGUCCUUGGAAGGUUUAAUCACGUGGCUAGUGGUAAGUAUUUAAAUAAAUGUACUUAAGAGAUCUGCAUAUCUUCACAUUGAAUACUUUAAUUCCCUCAUUCCCUUAUUUUACUUACCUCUGACACUUCUCUUUAUUUGUCUCCCUUUCCAUUCCCUUCUUCAAUGGGACCCUUGGAUCCUUCCCCUAUCCUUCCUAUAGAGAGAGAUGCAGUAGUAGAGGUGCAGGUACCUGGAGGUGACCAGCAGGAGGCGCUGGUGAGGAAAAGGACAGCUGGUGUUCUGGACAUGGGGGGUGUCUCCACUCAGAUAGCGUAUGAAGUGCCCAAAACUGUAAGCUUUGCUUCUCCACAACAGGUUAUUAUCAACAACAAUUUCCCUUUUUUGUGCUCUUUUUUUUAAUUUGUCACUCACACAUUUUCUCUCCCCCCCCCACCACCACCACUCUCAUUCCCUGGUUAAACCUGUAAACAUCAUGUUUGUCCUCUGGAGAUGAAGUCCUCUCCAUUCAGGGUGGACUAUUGGAGGUCUGCUCUAAAGAUAAGCCUGCUGCAUUGCUUCAUAGCAGAAUGUGUUAGUUCAAACUUUAAUUAAAAGGUAGACUCAGCGAUAUAACUUAGAUGCAGACUGUAAACCGCAUAGUGGGUCAAUUUCCGCAACAGCUAAGAGCGUUGAUGUGCAAGAAUCAACUUCUUCGCUGUUUUGGUCCCCUGGCUACCAUGCUGUAACAGCGUGAAGCGAACCCAUGUGCAGAUACUGUGUCUGUAGCUAGGUUUCCAUCCAAUUGGCAACAGAUUUUCAUGCGGAUAUUCUAAAAUAUGCAUUUUCCCACCAGAUUCCAUCAACUUGACUUGUUGUGGAUAAAAGGCUGUGCGUGAUGUCGUAGUGCACAUAAAAAUACAAUUUGCGGUUAAAUAAAUACUCAUUAAAUGGGUUUCCAUCGCAUUUAACUCUACUAAUUGUUUUCUCACAAAAAAAUGUUGCGUUAUAUAGCGAGUGCGCCCACAACAGCUCGCAGAUACAGUGUGGGUAUAGCCUACAUGAUGAGAUUAUUAUGAACAAAAUAGAUGAUCAUGUCACCUGAAUAAGAUCCUCGAUAUUUAUUGGAAAGGAGUAUCAAGCUCAUCACCUUGCACCUUCACCACCCUGUGAAGUUAAACUUAUUUCAUCUGUAGCCUAACAAACUGCAUGCUUCCCCGACGAGUCGUAGUAGGAGGACCACACAUGUCAUCGCGUGACUUUACUUUACUUCAAUAUGAUGGUUAUUAUGUCAAUAUUUGUGUGCAGGUGUUUCCACCGGCAUUUCUUGCAUAAUUUUACCGACACAAAAAGAUCCCACCUUUUUUUCUAGGGUAUUUUGUUUUGUCGACAUUUGCAAAGUUUCCAUCAGGCAUGUUAUGACUUUUUUUAUCCAACAUGUACUUUACUUGCAUAAAAAGGUUGGAUGGAAACCUGGUUACUGUGUGAGAGAAAAGUCUUGCAUCUCGCUCAUCUCAAUAUCUGCGGUGCUGCUCGUGGCAACGUCAUUUCGCUGAGUCUACUUUUAAGAUCACAGAUAAUGCAUGAGACAUCAUGCAAAAUAUCCAUGACCAGAUAGAUAUUCAUUCAUAAUAUGUUAAUCUAAAGCAGUCCAAGUCCAUCAGAUUUUCAGUCCUGCUCAAUUAUUUUUGCCAGUUCACAAAAAUGUCUGGUUUUUAAUUUACUCUGACAAUUUGCAUGCUCUCUUACUCUACUCAUUGUUUGUGCUCUCCACUGAACAUAAUUCACCUGCAGCUUUUUCUAAAUUAACUUGAUAUAACUGUCAUCUUGAUCGAAGUUUCUUUAAGUAAAUGGUUGUUAUACAUGUAGCCUUUCUAUUAUCAAUGAAUAUGUUGGAUAUUAGUGUAGACAUAGUCCUAGAUAAUAAAGAGAAUAUCAUUUCCUGGCUGAUAUUAUUUUUUUAUAGGAGGAAGUGGCCAAGAACUUACUUGCAGAGUUCAACCUGGGUUGCGAUGCCCACCGGACAGAGCAUGUCUACCGGGUGUAUGUGUCCACCUUCCUGGGCUUUGGAGGCAAUGCUGCUCGACAAAGAUACGAGGAGAGCAUUGUCAGGAACACUCUCACUAAAAACAAGUAAGAACCUUCAACACAAAUGCUAUGAUAGCUAAUGAUGAUACUGAUAGUUUACUAGUUUGACAUUGCUCAGUGCUGUCUUUGCUUGUCAUUAUGGAGAGCUCAUUUGAGUUGGUUUGUCCAGGCUCCUGGGUCAGCAUGUAGGUGAAACAGCAGAGUCCCCCCUCCUGGACCCGUGUCUACCCACAGACCUGCAGGACGAGGUGGGGCCAGCCACACAGAAAUUCCACCUGCGUGGCACAGGGGACUUUGAUCACUGCAGACAGCUGCUUCAGCCCUUCCUCAACCGCACCAACGAGACUCAUGCCUCCCUCAAUGGCAUCUACCAGCCUCCCAUCGACUACCCCAACAGCCAGUUCUAUGGGUUCUCUGAGUUCUACUACUGCACAGAGGAUGUGUUGCGCAUGGGCGGUGAUUUUAACUCCUCAAAGUAUUCAAUUGCUGCCAAGGUGAGCCAUUACCACAGCAAAGCAGCACUUCUUCAAUGUACAGUGGGGGAAAAAAGUAUUUAGUCAGCCACCAAUUGUGCAAGUUCUCCCACUUAAAAAGAUGAGAGGCCUGUAAUUUUCAUCAUAGGUACACGUCAACUAUGACAGACAAAUUUGAGAGAAAAAAUCCAGAAAAUCACAUUGUAGGAUUUUUAAUGAAUUUAUUUGCAAAUUAUGGUGGAAAAUAAGUAUUUGGUCAAUAACAAAAGUUUCUCAAUACUUUGUUAUAUACCCUUUGUUGGCAAUGACACAGGUCAAACGUUUUCUGUAAGUCUUCACAAGGUUUUCACACACUGUUGCUGGUAUUUUGGCCCAUUCCUCCAUGCAGAUCUCCUCUAGAGCAGUGAUGUUUUGGGGCUGUCACUGGGCAACACGGACUUUCAACUCCCUCCAAAGAUUUUCUAUGGGGUUGAGAUCUGGAGACUGGCUAGGCCACUCCAGGACCUUGAAAUGCUUCUUACGAAGCCACUCCUUCGUUGCCCGGGCGGUGUGUUUGGGAUCAUUGUCAUGCUGAAAGACCCAGCCACGUUUCAUCUUCAAUGCCCCUGCUGAUGGAAGGAGGUUUUCACUCAAAAUCUCACGAUACAUGGCCCCAUUCAUUCUUUCCUUUACACGGAUCAGUCGAUCUGGUCCCUUUGCAGAAAAACAGCCCCAAAGUAUGAUGUUUCCACCCCCAUGCUUCACAGUAGGUAUGGUGUUCUUUGGAUGCAACUCAGCAUUCUUUGUCCUCCAAACACGACGAGUUGAGUUUUUACCAAAAAAGUUAUAUUUUGGUUUCAUCUGACCAUAUGACAUUCUCCCAUCCUCUUCUGGAUCAUCCAAAUGCACUCUAGCAAACUUCAGACGGGCCUGGACAUGUACUGGCUUAAGCAGGGGGACACGUCUGGCACUGCAGGAUUUGAGUCCCUGGCGGCGUAGUUUGUUACUGAUGGUAGGCUUUGUUACUUUGGUCCCAGCUCUCUGCAGGUCAUUCACUAGGUCCCCCCGUGUGGUUCUGGGAUUUUUGCUCACCGUUCUUGUGAUCAUUUUGACCCCACAGGGUGAGAUCUUGCGUGGAGCCCCAGAUCGAGGGAGAUUAUCAGUGGUCUUGUAUGUCUUCCAUUUCCUAAUAAUUGCUCCCACAGUUGAUUUCUUCAAACCAAGCUGCUUACCUAUUGCAGAUUCAGUCUUCCCAGCCUGGUGCAGGUCUACAAUUUUGUUUCUGGUGUCCUUUGACAGCUCUUUGGUCUUGGCCAUAGUGGAGUGUGACUGUUUGAGGUUGUGGACAGGUGUCUUUUAUACUGAUAACAAGUUCAAACAGGUGCCAUUAAUACAGGUAACGAGUGGAGGACAGAGGAGCCUCUUAAAGAAGAAGUUACAGGUCUGUGAGAGCCAGAAAUCUUGCUUGUUUGUAGGUGACCAAAUACUUAUUUUCCACCAUAAUUUGCAAAUACAUUUAUUAAAAAUCCUACAAUGUGAUUUUCUGGAUUUAUUUUCUCAAUUUGUCUGUCAUAGUUGACGUGUACCUAUGAUGAAAAUGACAGGCCUCUCUCAUCUUUUUAAGUGGGAGAACUUGCACAAUUGGUGGCUGACUAAAUACUUUUUUCCCCCACUGUAGAUGGCACUCCUAACUGCAUGGAAAUGCAUGUAUUUCACCAUAGCUUAGGCUAACUGCAGUAAGAUGGUGGCUGUGUUUACCAAUCUUCUUUGUGCUUCAUCUCCAGGGUUACUGUGCCACCCAGUGGAGAUCUCUGAAAGAGCGAUUUGACUCGGGCUUGUAUGCAUCUCACGCUGAUGUUCACAGGCUCAAGUAAGUCCCACCACCAGCUCUGGCUAUUUAGGAAGACUUGAGUCCAGUAAUAGGAAAGCGUUUUCAAUGAGAAUUCAUGUUAACAUUUAUGUCUUGUGCAGGUACCAGUGUUUUAAAUCAGCCUGGAUGUAUGAGGUAUUCCACUCAGGCUUCUCCUUCCCUAUAGACUACAAAAACUUGAGGACUGCCCUCUUAGUCUAUGAUAAAGAGGUGCAAUGGACUCUUGGAGCCAUCCUUUACAGAACCCGCUUUCUGCCUUUAAGGUAAGAGAACACUUGCUGUGUCACACUUCAUCAUGCUUGAACAUUGUGAUAGCCAAUAUAUUUUAGCUGAUUAGGUUAUGGAGAAUAAUGAAAAAUAGUCAAAUGUCCUUCACUCACACUACUUUACUUUCCUCUCCAAGGGAUAUUCAGCAGGAGAGCCUGAAAGGAGUCCACGCCCACUGGCGUCACAGCUUCUCCUUUGUCAACAACCACUACUUGUUUCUGGCCUGCUUCCUGGUUGUCCUCCUGUCCAUCCUGCUCUACUUGCUGCGACUCCGACGUAUCCACAGCUGUACCACGCAGCGCUGCACCCCCUCUACUGUUGAGUGGCUAGAGGAGGGUCUGGGAUCCCCCUCACUCCCUAUCACCCUCUAGACUUCAACUUUCACUCCAAAACCAGUCUUGCCCUCUUCCUUUCCCCAUUUGCCUGCACUUUUAUGUUAAGGCCUUAAUUUGUUAGCUGGUAAUGACAAAAAACACUCAAACUGAAUUGGAUUUUUAAUGAGUCCAAUGAACAGAGACAUCAAAAACAGCACUGGGAGGGACUCUGGUGUGGGAGAUCUUGCAUGUUGAGUUUGCAUACUUGAGUUAGCCAUGAGAUUG